AGAGCCCUAAGACUCCAGUUCCUGUCAGAGGAAUCCAGCCCUGGUUUUCCAACCCUCUUGAUUGCAAAUCUGGAGAGUUUUUGGAAGGCUGCAGUACCAGCCAGCCAGCUCUGUGUAGAUGUUGCUUCACCCUGAACACCAGCAGAAAAGAAGAGAUUUUUUCCAAAAGAGGAGAAGCAUGAGAAGAGAUUCCAACCUGAUUCCUUCCAGGGCCUUGGUCUAGAAUCAAUAUAGCCUUGCCUGCUAUUCUAACAGAAGGCCAAGCCAGGAGAGCAUCCAUUCAAACCCCUGGGAAGCAAACAAAAAAUCCAAUUUUUCCUCCCUUUUUUGCAGCUGUUUUUGCAAUUUCCCCACCAUCACCACCUCCAAAGGUGUGAUUUUAUUUUUUGGGGGUGCAAAACAAAAGGGAUCUCAUUGAAGCCCAUGUCUUUUCCUUCUUGUUCAGAUUGGGUUUCGAAUGGUUGGAAACAAAGAUGCUGGUGAAGCCAAGGAAAGGACAGGUGUAAAAAGGGGGAGGAAAAAAAAAAAGAAGAGGAUCUUCAUUCCAAAAGGUUUUGCUGGAUGUGACUGCAGCAGAGGAGGAGGAGGAGGAGGAGGAAGAAGGAAGGAAACCAGCUUUGUCAGGGAGGCACCCCAAGGUCUGACGGGUGCUCCAUAUGAAGACCAUGAACCCCGCUUGCCUGCUUCCCAUUCUGCUUCUGCUGCUGGAGGUCCCCAUCCAUGCGCUCUUCCCCGAAGAACCUGGCCCCAUCAGCGUGGCCCUCGAUGAAUAUGUGAAGCAGUACUCGGUCUUUGUGGGGAAUGGCAUGGGACGCUUCUCCAGCCAAGACGGGGGAGCUGAGCGCCUCAACAUCCAGCGCAUGCUGAUCGUCAACAGGACCUUGUUUGUUGGAGAAAGGGAUAACUUGUACCGGAUCAGCCUGGAACCAACCUCAGCCAGCGAGAUGAGAUACCACCGGAAGCUGACGUGGACCUCCAACCAACAUGAUAUCAACAUCUGUCGGAUGAAGGGGAAACAUGAGGCAGAAUGCCGGAAUUUUAUCAAGGUCCUGCUCCUUCGCAAUGACAACAUGCUCUUUGUCUGCGGUACCAACGCUUUCAACCCAAUCUGUGCCAACUACAGCAUGGAUGCCCUCGAACUCAUUGGGGACAACAUCAGCGGCAUGGCCCGGUGCCCCUAUGACCCCAAACAUGCCAACGUCGCCCUCUUUACAGGCGGAAUGCUCUUCACGGCCACCGUGACGGAUUUCUUGGCCAUCGACGCAGUGAUUUAUCGCAGCCUGGGAGACAGCCCGACACUGCGCACUGUCAAGCAUGACUCCAAAUGGUUCAAAGAACCCUACUUUGUCCACGCCGUGGAGUGGAAGAGCCACGUCUACUUCUUCUUCAGGGAGAUUGCGAUGGAAUUUAACUACUUAGAGAAGGUCGUGGUCUCACGAGUGGCACGGGUGUGCAAGAAUGACAUGGGCGGCUCACAGCGGGUGCUGGAGAAGCAGUGGACCUCCUUCCUCAAGGCCCGGCUCAACUGCUCGGUGCCGGGGGAUUCCCACUUCUACUUCAACGUCAUCCAAUCAGUCACUGACAUCUUGGAGAUUGACGGGAGGCCUGUGGUCCUGGCGGUCUUUUCCACCCCGGCAAACAGCAUUCCUGGCUCAGCUGUCUGCGCUUUCGACAUGACCCAAAUUGCCUCUGCCUUUGAUGGCCGUUUCCGGGAGCAGAAAUCUCCCGAAUCGAUUUGGACCCCGGUGCCGGAGGAGUUGGUCCCCAAACCACGACCGGGCUGCUGCACGGCGCCGGGGAUGCGCUACAACUCCUCUAGCUUCCUCCCGGAUGAGAUCCUCAACUUCGUCAAGACGCACCCGCUGAUGGACGAAUCGGUGCCAUCUCUGGGUAACGUGCCCUGGAUCGUCCGGACCAUGACCCGUCCUUUCCCAUUUCCUAGGUAUCAGCUUCGGAAGAUUGUGGUCGACCCAGCCGCCGGUCCCGGCCGGAACCACACGGUAGUCUUCUUGGCCUCCGACGCAGGUACCGUCCUCAAGUUCCUCGUCCGUACCAACCUCAGCCUCAGCUCAGUUGCAGCGAAGGCCGGUAGCCACAGCAUGCUGCUGGAGGAGUUUGAGACGUAUCCAAGCGAGCGGUGCGGCAAGGACAGCGGAUACGAGCGACGAUUGCUGGCCAUGGAGCUGGACAAAGCCUCUGGCUCUCUGCUCUUGGCCUUCCCUUCCUGCGUGGUCCGGGCCCCUGUGGCCAGGUGCCACCAGCAUUCAGGGUGCAUGAAGAACUGUUUGGGCAGCCGCGAUCCCUACUGCGGUUGGACCCCGGAAGGGACUUGUAUUUUCCUCGAACGCCAUCCCAGGGCGGCAUUUGAGCAAGACAUUCGCGGAGGAAGGACCUCGCACCUUGGAGACUGCGAAGGUCUGGUGACCGAAAGCUUUGUGGAUGAGCCAGACGGCCUGGUGUCAGUCAACCUCUUGGUGAUCUCUUCCGUGGCCGCCUUUGUGAUCGGUGCCGUGAUCUCAGGCUUCAGUGUGUGCUGGUUCAUCGGCCAUCGCGACCGGAAAGAGCUGGCCCGCCGCAAGGACAAGGAGAACAUCCUGUCCCACAGUGAGUCGGUGGUCAGCGUCAGCCGGAUGGGCGAGCGGAGGUCCCGCGGCCAGCCAGAGAAUCUUUUAGCACCGCUGAUGCAGAACGGCUGGCCCAAGGGGCUCAUCAAGGUCAGCCAACACGACUUGGAUUCGGGGGUGUUGCCCACACCGGAGCAGACCCCGUUGCAGCAGAAGCGGUGCCCGAAACCAUGCAGCUGGGAGUACAGCCACAAUCUUAUCAACGCCUCCUUGCGAGGUGGCGACCCGCCAUCAUCUGUGAUCCUCCUCCAUACUGGCCACAGCCCUGCAGCCCCGCACCACAUCAGUGCCGGGCGCGUUUUGCCCAUUUCAUGCCACUCCAUGUUGAUGGACCAAGAACUGGAGGGUGAGACGGUGGAUAUGCGCUACCUCCCAAUCGGCAGUGGGAGCCUUGGCAGCAGCAAAGAGAGGCCCCAUGGGGUUCCAUCGCCGCAGCUGCAGCAGCUCCCCCCUUCACACCGGCCCUCUGGGACCCGGAGCUCUUACGGUGGCGGUGAGAUGCCCAUCACGCCCCAUGACAGCCCAGACCGGCGGCGGGUUGUCUCGGCUCCCAGCGGGGAGACAGGGGACUCGGCUCCGUGGGACCCCGACAAGCCCAACUCGAACGGCGACAACAUCGCCAAGGCGAACAUCGCACACCUGAAGAGGAACCACACAUUCAACAGCGGGGAAGGACCCCAUGGGGCCCGGGCACAUCCACAGCACCAGCGGGCGCCCACAUUGGGGCCUCACCACACCCUCACAGACUUGAGCCACUUGCUGAAAUAUGGCGGGAUGGAGCGGACUGCCUCCUCCGUCAAAUAGGGGAGCCCGCCCCCGGGGGGGCAUAGCUUGGCUUGGUGGCCUCCCUCUUCACCAUGAGGGGGUGGGAUUUCGUGGCAAAACAGGGGGAACAACACAACCACGGAAGGACCCUGGUUCCUACGCGGGGAGGAAUAGAGAGGGAGUCGGACCUGUGCGCGCCCCUAAAGGAGAGGGGCAAUCAUCCCGGAAGCUUCAUUUGAGGCAACAAAAAAAGAAAAGCAAAGGGGGGGGACUGUUCUCUCUCUCGUGUGUGUGUGUGUGAGUGUGCGCGCGUGAGUGUGUGUGUAAGUUUGGGGGGGAUUUUCAUCCUGGCGCUUCCUUGUUGAACUUUUCUUUUCAUGGCACAUCUGGACACACGGCGGGCGGGCGAGAGGACGGGUGAGCAGGUCAGGCUUGGACGUUGCCCCAUCUGCUCUGCCUCUUCUGAUAGGCUUGAUGCUGUCACUUUGGGAUGCCACAAAAAAGAGGAGGGUGUAGAGAAGAUCACAGUUGGAAGCAUCUGCUCACCAGGGAAGUUGCGAAAGGGGGUAUGUCAUUGGCUUAAUAGAGAAAUUGCGGAAUGAGUUACAUCAUCAGCUCAGUAGGGAAAUUGUUGAAGGAGGUACUUCAUCGGCUCAAUAGGGAAGUUGCGGAAGGAGGUAUGUCAUCGACUCAUUGGGGAAAUUGCAGAAGGAGGUACAGCAUCAACUCAGGAGGGAAAUUGUGAAAGAAAUUCUAAACUCUGGUGCAGAAAAACAACAUAUUCUCUACCAGCCAACCUCUUGCUUUCUCUCUUUCCCCCUUUGCUUUGUUUGGGUUUGGUUUCGCUAGAACCACCCGGUGUUUACCAAUCAUGAAAGGGAAAAAACGAAUCAAAGACCAGUUUUCCUUCUUCCAUCCCAUACUAAUUUCUUUCCCUUUCGAGUGAGGUUUCUCACCCUGAGACGCUCCGUAUCCAAGACACAACAUAGCACCUUAUCCAAGUCUGCCGUUUCUUUCCUGGAUUAAGAAUUUGCUUAAGUGGUGCUAGCCUUCGGGUGUGAGGUGAGUCCUGUUUUGAUUCCAGAUCUCACACCAUUUUGGCAGGGAAGGGGAAAGGGGGAGGAAAAGUGACCCAAAGAAGGUUAGUGUAUUAUAAUAUCGGCCUGAUAUAGGUAAAACACUUGGAUUUGGAGCAGGAAAGGGAGCCAAGACUGGGACUCGUCACUUUUCUAUGCUCCGGGAACCGGAACGUAUUGGGAAUUGAUCCGAUCUGGGUGAUCUUUUGUGUUGUUCUGCUUGUGGGGGGCAGAGAAAGAGAGAUUUGAUGGAUGUGUGUUGCCCCAUAAAUGCACUUAGGGGAGGAGGUUGGGAAUCGGGAGAAAGGCAGUAAGAUCUGGAGAGACGAACCUGUACUGGUUGAAUCCAUACCGGCUCCCAUCUCCCAAAUCGGAUUCUUCCCUCCAAGAAACUAUUCCCCGGGGCGACUAUGCCCCUUUCUCUCCCGUCAAAAGGGGGGGGACCGAAAUAAGCACACUGUAAAUAGGGUGCGGGAAGCAUGGGGCCCCGGAGGUCAGGAGCCGGGCGGGUGUGACGUCCAUUUGCUCGUGACCUGUGCGCCCCCAAAAGAAACCCCCAGGACUCCUCAUCUUUUAAAUAUGCGCGUCUCUCCUGCAUGCGACAGCAGUACAAAACCUCUCUGUAUCAAUCUGGAGAAAACAAAGAUUAUCUCCCUUCCAAUAAACCUUUGUUUACAACGAA
This is a messenger RNA of Anolis sagrei ordinatus, 5147 nucleotides long. RefSeq names its product semaphorin 6B (gene SEMA6B). Gene Ontology annotation, molecular function: chemorepellent activity; semaphorin receptor binding. Gene Ontology annotation, cellular component: plasma membrane. Gene Ontology annotation, biological process: semaphorin-plexin signaling pathway; axon guidance; neural crest cell migration. The record is from RefSeq and is a predicted model, not a curated record. Lineage: Eukaryota; Metazoa; Chordata; Lepidosauria; Squamata; Anolidae.